Molecule: messenger RNA, 15772 nt
Organism: Sycon ciliatum
Lineage: Eukaryota; Metazoa; Porifera; Calcarea; Leucosolenida; Sycettidae
Exons: 60
Coding region: 201-14996 (4931 amino acids)
Biological process (GO): cell surface receptor signaling pathway; G protein-coupled receptor signaling pathway
Cellular component (GO): membrane
Molecular function (GO): G protein-coupled receptor activity; calcium ion binding
Source: RefSeq, a predicted model, not a curated record
AUGACUGUAGUGUAUAUGCUCACUGUCAUAACAGCCAUGGUUCUCAUUACUGCAAGUGUUGGCAUGGUUACGGCAGUGAUGGGAAGCUAUGUACAGCAAUAUCAUGUGGAGACCCCGGUAUUCCUCAGUACUGCAGUCGUAUUGGCUGGAACUUCACCUUUUCCCGAUCACUGCAGUAUGCGUGUAAACGAGGAUUCCUGAUGACUUCUGGAUCAGCACACUUGUCAUGUCAGGCUGAUGGCCAGUGGAAUGGCUCUUUACCAACGUGUCGUCCGGUACUGUGUCCAGAACUGAGAACACCAGCUUGGUCAAAACGUAACAGCUCCAACUUUACCUAUUCCAGUGUGGUGCUGUUUGAAUGUGCCAGUGGCUUUGAGCUUGUUGGUUCAGCUGAGCUUGACUGCCUGUGGACUGGAGAAUGGAGUAACUCUCCACCAAAAUGUCAGGCAGUGAAAUGUGGCAGUGUUAGUAUCGCGAAUGCUGGUGUAGUUAUGGUGAAUGAUUCGUUCUCUGGCCAUGCGGUGCUGAAAUGCAACAGUGGAUAUUCAAGUGGUGGAGAAAAUAUCACUUUACAGUGCCUUGCAGAUCAACAAUGGUCAUCAUCAUCUGAUGCCUGUGCUGAUGUGAAUGAAUGUUUGAUUGGCACACACAAAUGUAGUGUGUAUGGACAGUGUAAGAAUAGUCCUGGAAUUUACAAGUGUCUAUGUCACACUGGGUACAUUGGUGAUGGAUUCUCUUGUCAAGCUGUAGACUGUGAAACUCCGGUUACUCCAGCAAAUGGUGCUCUGCGCGGAACAGACUUCACGUUCAAGCACACUGUUGGGUUUUACUGUGAUGCCGGUUACAUACUGGAGGGAGCGGCAUUGGCUGUGUGCGAGUCUUCGGCCCGCUGGAGUGCCAUGUCUCCGCGGUGCAAUCCUGUACAGUGUUCCAGAUUAUCUACACCACUGCACUCGCUGUUGAACAGUAGCAACGCAAUGUACACAACCGUUGUGCGGACUACAUGUGAGAUUGGAUAUCGUCCUGCAGGCGAUGUGUCCCAAGUGCAAUGCCAAGCCAAUGGGCUUUGGAGCGGACGUCUUAGCGACUGCCAGAUUGUUGAAUGUCCUGCACUCAUUGCACCAUCCUACGUAUCAGUGGUCGAGACGAAGCCAACAUACCGAGGUAGAAUGGUGUGGGUGUGUAGGUCUGGGUUUACCCAGGUCAGCGGCAACUCGACCAGACAGUGCACAGCCAGUGGAACGUGGACUGGUGAUGCGCUGGUGUGCAAAGAUGUGGAUGAAUGCACGCACCGUGACUUGCACAACUGCAGCACGUUUGCGUCAUGUCGCAAUGUGCUGGGAGCUCAUGCCUGCACCUGCCUGCCAGGCUAUAAAGGAGAUGGGACGGUAUGCCAAGCGGUGUCAUGCAGAUCACCCUCGAUCCCGCCCUACGGCGCCAUGCUGGGGAGAAACUUCACAUUCUCGAAAGUCAUUCGCUACUCGUGUGCAAAGGGUUACGUGCUGGUGGGUUCCACUCUUCUUGCAUGUCAAGCUGAUGGUAAAUGGAAUGGAACAUCGCCAGUGUGUCAGCCUGUAUCCUGUCCUGAUCUACUGCCACCAGCCUGGGCAAAGCUCAGCAGUGUCAACUUCACGUUUGGCAGCAUUGUGCCCAUUGAAUGCCACAGUGGGUUUAGUCUGAGAGGGGACUCAGUGCUACAUUGCAACUGGUCGGGAUCAUGGAACAGCUCACUACCUACCUGUGUGCCUGUGAGCUGCCCAGAAAUCACAAUACCAUCAAAUAGCAAGCUUCUGUAUGCCAAUACUACCUUCAGUGGCAAGGCUGUUUUCGGCUGUGAGCCGGGGUUUUCCAGUGCGCUGCGCCUGCAACAGAUCUGCACGGCCAAUGCUACCUGGUCUACACUGCAGGGACAUUGCAAAGAUAUAGAUGAAUGUCAGAUGUCUGCACACAGUUGCAGUGGUAAUGCUCGGUGCUUGAACAGUGUUGGCAGUUACUCGUGUCUCUGUAAGACUGGCUAUACUGGCUCUGGAUUUCACUGCCAAGAUGUAACAUGUCCAAGGCCAUCUACACCCCUACACGGCGUUCAGUAUGCCCAGUCGUACAAGUACUCCAGUAAUGUGCAGUUCUCCUGUGAUAGUGGUUACAACCCUGUUGGGCAUACUGUGAUCACGUGUCAAUCAAACGGAACGUGGAGUUCAGCCUCGCCUCAGUGCAAACCGGUUGAAUGCCCCAAGCUUGUCCAACCGGAAAAUUCCAGUUUGAAUACAACCCAUCGUGUAUUUGGUACCGUGGCUGGGUUGUUCUGUGAUCUGGGCUACAAGCAUAGCCGUCAACAAGAUCUCAACACGGAAUGCUUGGCCACCGGUGUGUGGAGUCAAUCACUACCCACCUGUGAGAUGGUACAAUGCCCGCAACUCGCUGCACCGCACUACGUCCGUGUAGCCGAGGAGGGCAAGGUGUUCGGUAGCCAGCUGACCUGGACGUGCCGGGACGGAUUUGCCAAAGCCAGCGGUGACGAGGUCAGACAAUGUGGAUUGGAUGGCGAAUGGAGUAGAAGCCCACUGGUGUGCAAAGAUGUCAAUGAAUGCAUGGUUGGUGCUCACCAGUGCAGUGCGUAUGCACAGUGUAGUAACACGAACGGCACAUACGCCUGUGCAUGUUGGCAUGGUUACGCUGGCAAUGGUACAGUCUGCACAGCGAUCUCAUGUUCAAACCCUGGCGACCUCGCGUAUGGCACGAGGAGUGGCUCUAACAUCACUUACUUGAAGUCAGUAAUGUACCAAUGUGCUCGAGGCUACCAGCUUGUGGGGCAUGCACGUUUGUCAUGCCAAGCGGACGGAAAGUGGAAUGGAUCCCUGCCAAUGUGCAAGCCAGUGGUAUGCCCUGAACUAGUUACACCGGCCUGGUCGAAGCGCAACAGCUCUAACUUCACGUUCGCCAGUGUGGUGCGGUUUCAGUGUGCACGUGGAUUUGACGUAAGUGGAUCGUCCUUGCUGGAGUGCAUGUGGAACAGGCAGUGGACGUAUCCAAUGCCUCAGUGCACACCGGUGACGUGUGGUGACCUGAAGAUCCCUACUAAUGCACAGCUCGUCAGCAUUAACUCAUCAUUUGCAGGAGUGGCAGUGUUGACAUGUCGUGAUGGAUACCUGCUAGACAAAACGCUUACCCGGUGGCGGGUAUUAUGCCAGGCUAGUGGGCAAUGGAGCAACAUAACUGCACGGUGUGAAGGAAUCAGUUGCGGUCAUCCUGGGCGUAGGCCGUACAUUCUUCAAACUGGCUAUACAUACAGCUACCCUCACACCGUGCAGUAUGGGUGCCCAGCUGGAUUUCACAUGACUGGCCCUGCUAGAAUCCACUGCAAAUCGAAUGGGUCCUGGGAUAGUCCACCUCCGGCGUGCACCCCGAUAAGCUGUGUGUUCCCUGCAACACCCGCUAAUGCCAGGCUCGUGGCGCUCAACAAGACAUUUGGUGGCAUUGUGACGUAUGCAUGCCGGGACGGGUACGUGCAGUCGAGUGGAUUGUCAUCAGCGGUGUGUGGAGCGCAUGGCAAGUGGGUGACCUCUAAAAGCAUUGUGUGCACAGGUAUCUCAUGUGGUCAUCCCGGUCUAGCUGCCUAUUCAUCUCUGAACAGCAGUGUAUUCCUGCAUCCACAUCAUAUCCGCUACACAUGCGACCAAGGUCAUUACCCUGUGGGUAGCAGCAUUCUUGUCUGUCAGGCCAAUGGCUCGUGGAGUUCCCGUGCGCCUGAAUGUAAGCCAAUCGAAUGUCCAGAUAUCAUUCCACCAGCUUGGAUGCAGAUCAGCAGCUCAAACUUCAGUUUUGGUAGCAUAGUGGAUUUCAGCUGUGCAAGAGGUUUCUUACUCAAAGGCCUAACAUCACUGGAGUGCUUUUGGUCAGGUAGUUGGAGCGGCGCUAUGCCUCAAUGUGUUCCGAUCAGAUGUGGGGACGUACCAGCUUUGCAGAAUACAGUUGUAAUUAGUGUCAAUGAGACAUUCAGUGGGCUGGCUGUGUUUGCGUGUGUCCCUGGCUAUGAGCUGGCUUUUCCCAGUCCCCGGCUAGUGUGUAGCGCCGAUGGAUAUUGGACGAAUUUCUCUGCAAACCCAUGCAAAAGAGUUAGUUGUGGACAGCCAAUUUUGCCUGACUAUGUGCAAAUAAAGCCAGGUGCUGGGUUUCUUUUCAACGAUACGGCCGAGUAUUUCUGCCCUAAUGGCUUUGAGCUCACUGGUAGUCCGGAGUCAGUAUGCCUGUCCAAUAAAUCAUGGAGCUCGCCCGCACCCACUUGUCGCCCAAGUCAGUGCAAGCCUCUGCUAUUAGUUUCUCCCAUGCUGUUUGCCAACAUCAACACGUCAUUCAUGGGCACUGCCUACCUGACUUGUGAGCCUGGCUACUCCGUUAUCAAUGGUGAGCAACCUCUUGUAUGCUUGGCGAAUGGUUCAUGGUCAGUGUUGCCUGGAGUACAAUGUCAAGGCUGUGCUGCAACGUCAUAUGGCCUGAACUGCUCCAGGAAAUGUCGCUGUCAGAACAAUGCACACUGCAAUCCGGUGAAUGGGCACUGCGACUGCUCAACCGUGUCCGGAUUUGUUGGGACAUUCUGCGAAAUCAGUUGUCCAGUUGGGAGUCAUGGUAAAAGUUGCAAGUCACAGUGCAGUUGCUACAAUGGAGCUACGUGCAAUGCGUCCGACGGCUCAUGUACAUGUCUGGACGGCUAUCAAGACAGUGACUGUAGUCAAGGUAUUCCCUGUGGAAAGCCAGCUCAGCAUCCCUACCUUCACACUCACGGAGAGCAGCAUUCCUACCCGGCAAACGUGAACUUCUCCUGCGAUCCUGGAUUUAUUCUCGCUGGCGAAAACACAUCGCAAUGCUUGGCCAAUGGGUCCUGGAGUAGACCUUCACCGUCAUGCGUGGCUGUGCGUUGUCCCGUGCUGGAAGUACCGGAGCAUGCAACACUGUCCAGUGAUAACCGCACUUUCACCAGCACGGUCUCAGUACAGUGUCUGUCAGGGUAUGAACUGGACACCAGCUGGAAUGUCAGCUGUAUGUCCAAUGCAGCAUGGAGCAAUCCACACCUGCCUCACUGUACACCAGUCCAGUGCAAUGCUAUUCAAGCUGCUGACCAUUCAGAGAUCGUACAGGCCAACUACACGUAUCAGGGGAUGCUGAUGGUGCAAUGCGUGCCUGGAUAUUACCACAAGGCUGGCAGUACGGCUAGGACGUGCCUGGCUAAUCGGACAUGGUCGGGACAGAUUGUGCAGUGCGAGCCCAUCUCCUGUGGUCAUCCCGGAUCACCCCCAUACUUGAUUCGCCUCGGUGAAGUGUACACAUAUGGACAAUGGCUGAAUUACUCUUGUCCAAUAGGAUUUAUUCUAGGCGGUCGCUCUUCGAUACGCUGUGAAGCCUCGGGCCGGUGGAGUGCACCCAUCCCGCGCUGCAAUCCUCGCAUCUGUGCUGUUCCGCCAUCACUCAGCCACGCCGUGAGGGUGUCACUGAAUCUGACAUUCAACGGAACCGUGUCAUAUCGCUGCAUGCCAGGAUAUCAAGCAAGGCACAGGGAAGCUUCCAUCAUGUGCUUAUCAAACGCUACAUGGAGUGUUUUGGACAACUGGACGUGUAGCCGUAUUUCUUGUGGUGAUCCAGGACUCACCGCCAACUCAAACCGAACUGCCUCUGGAUUUGCUUUCCAGUCCACGGUGAACUACUCAUGCCAUCCUGGUUAUGAUCUGCAUGGUUAUGCGUCUCUGCUGUGCUUGUCAUCCGGCCGAUGGAGCAAGCUUCCACCCACCUGCAAGCCGGUAGAGUGUCCCUUCCUGUUGGCGCCACCGUACGCUACACUUCAUGGCUCCAAUUUCACAUUCAAGAGCUUGGUGCGUGUAAAGUGUGCUGCGGGAUUCACUCUUGUUGGACUGUCUCAGUUGCGGUGUGAGGCUACUGCUUCCUGGAGUCGUGAGCUACCCAGGUGUUUGCCAAACAAAUGUCCAAUCCUGUCUGCAGCACACAACAUGGUAAUCUUGAAGCAGAAUAACUCAUACUUGGGUCACUGGAAAGGACAAUGUGUUCAGGGCUAUACAUUGCUCGGUGGUGAUGAGAUUCGUGAAUGCUUGCCGAACGGAUCCUGGUCUGGUGCAGAGAUGGUAUGCACAGCUGUGUCCUGCGGCAGACCUGGUGAAGUGGUGUAUGGUGCUAGUGUGGGUACAAAUUGGACAUAUCCGAACUCUAUUAGCUUCUCGUGUCAGCAAGGAUUCAUUCUACAGGGCAAAUCCAUCAGCACCUGCCAGUCUAGUGGAAUGUGGAGCUCUAAACCACCCGCUUGCAUUCCUGUCAACUGCACCUCACUAAGCAAGCCAGCCUACGGUUUUCUCCUGGGUUCAAAUCAUUCACUCAAUGCCAGCAUUGUGUUCUCCUGUCAGUCUGGCUAUAUACUCAGUGGUCCGAGUGUGUUACGCUGCCUGUGGACUCAGCAAUGGAACGACAGUACACCGUCGUGCAGUCCUGUGCAAUGCCCAGUUAUUCAAGGCCCGCCGUUCGCCACGCUGCUGUCAAUGAACAAAACCUUCAAGGGACUUGCUCGGUUCGCCUGUGUGAGGGGUUUUGUGCACACCAAUGGCAGCUCGGAACGUCAAUGUCAAGCCGACAAAACUUGGGAUCGUGCCAGUAUGCAAUGCUCAGCCAAGGUAUGUCCAGUACCCACUGCCGGCCACUAUCUCAUUCAGCAUGGUGUCAACUACUCCUACAAUGCUACCGUAUCCUACACCUGUCCGACUGGAUUCAAUUUGCUGGGCAAUGCGAGCCAGCGAUGUCUUGACACUGCGGAAUGGAGCUCACAGAUGCCGGUGUGCACACAGAAGAUGUGCACUGUGCCCAGUCUGCCUGCACAUAUGCAUAUUGUCACACUGAACACUACAUUCAAUGGAACCGCCAUGCUUGCCUGUGACAGUGGAUAUCAUACAACCAAUAGUGGCUCUACUCUGCUGCUGCUGCUGCACUGCACGGAGAACACCACCUGGACUGGCCUUGGAACUGGUAUCAGUUGCCUCGAAUGUGGCGAUGGCUGGUUUGGCCAGGGCUGCCAGCAUCCAUGUCAGUGCAAGAACGGUGCGCAGUGUGAUCACGUACAUGGGCACUGCAACUGCAGCUCGGUGACAGGCUUCUCGGGCACGUUUUGUGAAUCCGAGUGCUCAACUGGUUUCCACGGUCAUGGCUGCCAAGUGUCUUGCUCCUGCAAGAACAAUGCUGCGUGUCACCCGGCAGAUGGCUUCUGCGAAUGUUCGCUGGGAUUUCAGGGAACAGACUGUUCACUGGAUAUCGAUGAGUGUAACGAAGUGGUCGGUGUGUGCCACACACAUGCAACCUGUAGAAACAGCAUUGGUUCCUACGCGUGUACUUGCCAAGCUGGAUACAAUGGGAAUGGAACAGCAUGUCGAGCUUUGGACUGUGGCAAUCCCGGAAGCAUUCACUACGGCAUAACCACUGGCAGCCACUUCAGUUAUCCACACAACGUUACCUAUACGUGUGUGAAUGGCUUCUUACCGUCAGCACCGAUCACACUGCACUGUAGCAAUGCUGGUGUUUGGAGUGCGCAGCCACCAGUGUGCAGGCCAGUGACAUGCCGUGAGCUGACAGCACCACACUGGGGAGCAAUGAACACCAGUAACCGUACACUCUCAGCAUCUGUGGAGUUUAGCUGCGCGGCCGGCUUCCUACUGGACGGCGUACGCACGCUGACAUGCCAACCUUCAGCUCAAUGGAGCGGCACUGAGCCGCGCUGUCAGCCCAUAGACUGUGGUGCACUGGCGGAUGUACAACACUCCACUGUACUACAUGUCAAUACAACGUAUACAGGAUACUGGCGUGCUGCAUGUGAUCCCGGUUAUCGGCUUGUGUCCGGCAACAGCCGAAGGACGUGCAUAUCCGAUGGCUCUUGGUCUGGGUCUGCACCCAUUUGUGAAGCUGUUGACUGUGGUCACCCUGGGACGCCAGUACAUGCAACAUCGAGCGGCUCAGUGUACACUUACAGGCACAAUGUCACCUUUAGCUGUGCACAGGGCUUCGUUCUUGUGGGCAAAGCUAGCAUCACCUGUACAUACAAUGGAACAUGGGAUUCACCACUGCCACACUGUGCACCAGUGAACUGCACUGCCCUUCAGGCGCCCACGUACGGUAUGAUCAGCCAUACAAACUGGACAUAUACCAGCACAGUAUUGCUCUCCUGCCUCCCUGGGUUUCACCUGCAUGGCACCACUCCUGUCACAUGCCUUGCUAAUGGUCACUGGAAUGGUAGUGUAGCAAGCUGCAUUCCACUAAACUGCUCCCUGCCAGUGGCACCGCAGCAUGGGUACAUUGUGAAAGCGAACACAUCGUUCCAAGGCUCUGUGUACUACGCCUGUACGAGCGGGUAUGUUGGUGUUGCCGGUAGUGCAAUACAGAUGUGCACAGUCAGUGGAUCAUGGGACAGCAUGCCUCUCGAGUGCGAUGGAAUCCACUGUGGAGAUCCAGGACUUGGCCCAUAUCUCCUGCGCUCGGUGACAUCAUUCAAGUACCCAGGCACAGUGGCCUUCUCGUGUCCAGUCGGUUUCAACCUGCACGGGGUGUCGGUGGCGAGAUGCUCAGCCAGUGGAACCUGGAAUGCAGCACUGCCGCACUGUACACCGCUGAAGUGCCCUGUACCUACGAUCAGUGAACAUGCUCAUAUUGUCUCUGUCAAUGCUACGUUCAAUGGGUCCCUGCAGCUUGCUUGUGAUCCUGGCUAUGUACUGAAUGAGCAACAGAGAGGACGCUUCCGAUGCGAUUCAAGUGCCGCGUGGUUACCAGAUGUUUCCAAGUUUAACUGUGAUGAGUGUCCAUCUGGUUGGUUUGGCACCGACUGUGCACAGCCAUGUCAGUGUCAGAACGGUGCACCUUGUGAUCACAUUACUGGCCAUUGCCAGUGUGAGUACGUGGCUGGCUACAUGGGGGCAUUCUGUCAGCACGAUUGUGCCCAGGGCCAACAUGGCUAUGGCUGCAACUCCAGCUGCCUUUGCCAGAAUAAUGCAGAGUGUAACCCCAAGGAUGGCUCUUGCAACUGUACAGCGGGAUUUGAAGGAAGUGACUGCAGUAUUGAUACUGAUGAAUGUAUGGGAUUGCUGCAUAUGUGUAGCCAGCAUGCACUCUGCAAGAAUACGUACGGAUCUUUCCAAUGUACCUGUUUAAUUGGCUACAUUGGUGAUGGCCAUAGCUGUGCAGGGGUCGACUGCGGAGAUCCAGGCACCGUGCCUCAUGCAAGUGUCACUGGUAUCAACUUCUCCUAUCCAUCCGCAGUGCUGUACACCUGCAAUACUGGGUAUCUUCCACGCGAUGAAGUGGUUCUGACCUGUUUAUCGUCUGGUCACUGGGACACUUCACAACCGGUGUGUAUGCCUAUCCAGUGUCAAGAAAUCACUGCACCGGUAUGGAGUGAUCACACGGGAUCACUGCCUAGAGCCUAUGGAAGUACGGUUGUGUUAUCGUGUCAAGCUGGCUUUAACCUGGUGGGCGUUUCUAGCCUGACAUGCCAGGCCGAUGGUGUGUGGAGUGCCCGGGUGCCUUACUGCACUGCUGUCACCUGCCCGCUUCUCACCACUCCGCCUGGAUCUGAGCAAGUCUCCGUGAACAGGACCUACACUGGGCAUGCUGUGUACAGAUGUCUGCACGGCUAUGAGAAGGUGAAUGGCUCGGCAAGGAGAGUGUGCAAGCACGAUGGUCAGUGGAGUGGUUCCGAUCUUCUGUGUCAGGAGGUGUCCUGCGGAGAUCCAGGCACUGUGCCAAAUGCAAUCAUGGCUGGUCAAACGUUUUCCUAUGGCGAUAUCAUAAGCUACAGCUGCACUCCUGGCUACUAUCUCUUUGGAGCAUCACAGAUGUCAUGCCAACUGAAUGCGCAAUGGUCGGACAGCGCUCCGCAAUGCUUGCCUAUAUCCUGUGCUAGCAUAUCUGCUCCGGUGCAUGGCUGGAUGUCCAGUGCGGCGCAGGUACUAGGCACGAGUGUUCAGUUCAGCUGCGAUGCCGGCUACGUGUUGAACGGAUCUACAUCAGUGCAAUGCUUGACUACAGGGCAGUGGAGUGACAGAGCACCGCGAUGUGACCCGUUGAAGUGCCAGGCCCCGUCUACACCUGCACAUGCCACAGUCCUGACAGCGGACACGUCGUUCGAAGGGCAUGUACGCUACACAUGCCAGAAUGGUUAUGAGCAUACUGCUGGUGAUCUGUACAGACAAUGCAAUGCAAGUGCACUAUGGACUGGUAGUCAACCAACCUGUACAGCAAAGAAAUGUUUGACAUUGAAGCUACCACCUUACGUGAAUACAGACACAUCGGUGAAUUCAGCUUUGCCAUAUCCGACCGUAGUCCACUUCGCAUGUCCACUAGGUUUCACACUGUCCGGUAGCAACACCGCGACGUGUACAGAUGCAGGAGUGUGGAGUGCACAGCCACCAGUGUGCGAUGUUCUCCUGUGCACCAUGCCGACAAUGGACUCCACCUUACUGGUGACUAGCGUGAACUUGUCAUUCAAUGGCACACUGCACAUGACGUGUAGAAACGGAUACGUGCCCGUUGCUGCUGCUGCUGCCACCGUGCAUGCUGCCAUUCUAACAUGCAGCGCCGAUAACACCUGGUUACCCACGGAACGACUACGCUGCGAAGAUGCUGAUGAAUGUGUGCUGCAUACACAUGACUGUGAUUGGCAUGGCAAGUGCCAGAACACCAUUGCAUCGUACUUGUGUAGCUGCAACCAAGGCUACCAGGGGAAUGGAACCCACUGCCAAGCUAUCAGCUGUGGCGAUCCAGGAAACCCGUGGCAUGCUAGUCGAUUCGGCUCAUCCUUCACCUACGAGUCCUCCGUCAGUUUCUCGUGCUCGCUCGGCUUUAUCCUGGUUGGCGUGAGGGAGCUGGUAUGCCUUGCUAACGGCCAUUGGAGUGCGACAUCUCCGCGAUGUCAGCCAGUUCAGUGCCCGGUGUUGAAGCUGCGUGACUACUCCACCAUGAACAGCACUAACACAUCAUACACCACCACCGUCAAGGUGUCCUGUAUGAUUGGCUUCAAUAUGCUGGGCACCGGGCUGCUCACAUGUCGCUCGGACGCCCAGUGGAGCAGCACACUGCCACAGUGCAUCCCGGUGCAGUGUUCCAUGCUGGUGGCACCAGGCAAUUCCUACUUCAUCUCCAUGAACACAUCAUUCCUAGGUAUCACCAUACAGGCAUGCCUGCAGCACUACAAGCACACCAGCGGCAGUGUGUCACGUUUGUGUAGAUCCACUGGCCAGUGGAGUGGCACACCAAUCGAGUGUGAAGCCAAUCCCGAAUGGUCUCCAUGGAGCCUGUGGUCAGCAUGCAGUCGCACAUGCGGCCUGGGCGUUCGCUUUCGGCAUCGUACUUGUGUAACACCGGAUGUCAGCCUGCACAGCUGUCCAGGCAGCAGCUCCGAAACUCAAGACUGUCACUCUGGGCCUUGUACCGUAUUCCCUUGUCCAAGUCAGCAUGACUCAUCCUGGAAUGUGACAUGGCCGGUAACACCACAACACCAGCGUGCCACUGUCUACUGUCCAGACGGCUAUACAGGAACUGCCUUUCGUUAUUGCAACGUGAGUAAUGCAGACAAGUACCACAGCUCAUGGGAUCCACCAUCCUACUCAAACUGUUCGUCCAAUGCGUUUGUGGAGCUAUCCACUGAGGUCAUGCAAGCUGUUACUGUGACUAACGAGCUGAGCAAGCAAACUGGAGAGCUGGCACACCAGCUGACCGCCAGUAUCAUGUCACAAGCCACAGAGCAGGUUGCAAUGCUCACAGACACAAAGAGUACACCCACACAAGCUCCAGUGGUCAAUGAUUCUACUGCCGCUCCCAGCUCGGCACCCUUGGAAUCAAAAUCUCUGGUAUCGGCUGACCUUAAGACUGCACUGACACUGCUGAAGGAUAUCAUUGGAACUGUGGACAGUCUGCCGGAAGAUCACAAGGAAGUCGUUGUGUCCUCGGAUAAGUUUACAACUAGUUUUCUGGAGGCUACCAGUAACCUGCUUGAUGGGGCGAAUGAAGGUGGCUGGAGUGACUUGGAAGAAACCCAGGAAAUACCGCCUGACGAGGGAUUCAUCACAGUGUCACCUGUGACAGAUGUAUCAACUAAAACUGAAGGUCCGGCUCAGCCUGCAGCAUCCCAGUCUGAGAGUUCCAGUGCUAGCAUAGUGAACACGGUGGAUGCAUUUGUCAAGCAAACAGCACAGGUCUUUGAGACCGAGUCCAGUAACAAGUCAAGAACUGUCCAGGCACCCAAUAUUGUGCUGAAAAGCGAGCCCAUAGUAUUGCCUGAUGCCUUGCACCUUUUCGAGGAGUUCAGUGACUUCACGUUCGACAUAGAGGAUAGCAGUGUGCUCACACCGUCAGAUGAUGCCCCAACUGCAGCAGUAACUACCUUAGCAAAUCCAACAGCAACAAACACUGACAGUACCACGGACAACAGCAGCAGCUCCGCCACAGGAAGUACAGUACCGGCGCCGACGCGCUUGCCCAUUCAGCCUGCCCCCACUGCUCCUCCAAAGAAGCAGACAGCUUUUGCUGGCCAUGGCCUGAAAAUCCCUGCAUCACUCAUCAGGUCAAUUGUCUUACGCCACCGCUCUACAGGUGGUACUAAUAGGCUAAAGCGAUCAGCUGAGUGCAACUUGAGAAAGCUUCAGCUGUCAUUUGCCGUGUUCGAUGGAUCAAAUUUGCUACGACGAAUGGAAAGUGACCAAGAGACUGGCGCAAAGUCUCACUUCAGGCUGAUGUCGAUUUCCUUGAACCUGUGUGGAGAGCAAGUCACAUCACUAGAAGAGCCUGUCCAGCUGAAAUUCUCUAGGGCAGAGGUGAAUGCCAGUGCUGAUAUGAACACAGAGGAGUGUUGCAAGUAUUGGAAUGCAUCAACUUGGUCUACAAAUGGUGUCAAUAUGGAUGUUAGGUCAUCAAAUGUCAAUUCCUCGUACUGCAAUACAAAUCACCUAACCACCUUCUCAAUAUUUGCAUCGCCAACGGGACUUCAGUUCUUGAGUGCGAAGGAUUUGGUGGUUCUAUCAGCAAUCAGUAGAUACCUGGGAUGGGUGUCAUUUUCCUGUCUUGCUAUGACUGUUAUCGUCGUUCUCAAGUUCAAUACUUUCCUGAGCAACAAACGCAUUGCCAUCAACACCAACCUCUGCUUCAGUCUGGCCAUGGCUCAGCUGGUAUUCCUCGUUGGCAUCGAGAACGAGGCAAAAUAUUCAGUUCCUCUUCAGUGCCGAUUGAUUGCUGCCUUGCUGCAGUACUCACUGCUGACUACGUUCAUGUGGAUGCUAGCAGAGGCUGUUCACUUUCACUGUAUCAUUGUCACUGUCUACUUCACACCCAUCGAUCAAACCAAGGUCUAUGCAGCCAUUUGCUACGGAGUACCUCUGGUGAUCGUCGGCAUCACGGCUGGUUGGAGAUGGAAGCAGUUUGGAACCACCACAGCCUGCUGGCUGUCAACCGAGUAUGGCACCAACUUCGCAUUCAUCGUGCCUUGUGCCACCAUUAUUGUGGUGAACGUUGUCCUACUCAGCAGAGUUUGGCUUGCCUUGAAGGAGAGCGCCAACUUCUCUCGCAGACAUUCUCGUACAGGACGAGUAAUCCAAGAUCUAGAGUUCAGCUCACGUGUACGUCGCAUGCUUUGCUACGUACCAUUCAUCGGUGUCACGUGGAUAGCUGGGUUCUUUGCGGUAGACAGCAAAUCCAGUGCACUGCACUAUGUCUUCACUGUGCUCAAUUUAUCACAGGGAGUAUUUCUAUUCUUUCUCAACAUCGUCACACCGGAUUCUAUUCGACGUCGAAUCCGCCGCUCUGUGAGCAAAAAGUCUAUAAGUGGCCGUCGCUCAGGUAGCCUCCGCCGUGCCAGCCAGAGCUCCUUCAGUCUGGACAGUAGCAGCAGUGGAAUGCCCAUGGCCAGACCUCCACUACAACAGCCCGACUUAGACCUGAUCGGUGAUGAAGGAGUGGAUUCAACAGUACGUGAAAGGAGAGGGACUAAUGUGUCAUAUUGCGAUCUUGAAGGGAACCCAACGUCAGUGUCGUUUGCCGACUCUAGCAGAGUUGUAGUGGUCUCAAGUGGUGGCCCAUCGGAACGUUCAACACCACCCGAAAGCUCGGCUCCAUGCUCUGAUGAUGAUGACGAUGAUCUCCUUGAGAAUGCAGGACCCAUCCCACAUGUGCCAUCAAGCUUGCAUCAGAUAGUGAAGCGGAUCAGCAUGGCUAGUCUGCAUGUAUUGCAUGAUCGCAUCCAGGGCACCUUUAGUAGCACACGCUUGCAUCGCAGCUACUCUAGGGCGUCCACCAGAGAUCCUGAUGAGGAUUUUGCAGGAAAACCCAGACCACCAGGGAAGGUCACUGGAAAAUCACCGCAGCUCUCUGAACCCAGAGGCAAGAGCACGAACUGGACCAAAGCAGGCUCUAGUAAUGAUGAUGGUAGUGACACUAUUGGAGCUAUCAGUGCUGGGCGCCAGCGUCACUUGACAUCGCCCGCAGGACUGCCCACCACAUCAUCACCCAUCCAGCAGCAACGACCAGCUACAUCGCAGCACCAACGUGCAUCACCGCUAGCCAUGCUGGCUCGAUGCUUGACACCGGACGCGAAUGAAGGUACGGCAGAAGAAGAGGGAGAAAGUUUGGUACAUGGAGAGUUUAUUAGGGUCACUGCUGCCGACCAUGAUUGCGAUCCACCGCCAUACCACACGGUUGCGGCACUCACAGUACCCACAGCUUGUAGUCACACUAGUAUCCCUGGUCAUGGUCCCGUCACCACGGCUACGACAAGUGGUAUUCCUGGUCAUGCUGCUGUCACCACGGCUACGCACAGUGGUGUUCCUGGUCGUGGUGUCGUAAACACGACGGCGCACAGUGCACUGUCAAUGAACGAUCUCAACUACUCAUAUGCCUCGUUGAUCAGCCCGGUUUCGUUUGUUUCCGGGCAUAACGGUGGUGACACCGGGUCUGACAAUCAGCUGGCCAGCCAGUAAAUCCAUUAAUCUAAAUUGUGUCAGAAAUGCUAUCCAGGUCUGCGGGAACAGCUUCAUAAUAAUAUGGACAAGAAUACGUGUUAUUAUUUUCUGCAGGCAUAAAGAUGCCAGAUGCGAGGUGUUAGUGAUCCGUUUUCCGGGCAUAUACAUGUACGUGCCUUGCACUCUCGUUAGGCUGUUUGUGAUGCUGUCCCGAAAACACAGCUUAUAAGUUAUGAUAAUUAUGAGAUGUUUCAAAUCUUUAUUCUCCCGUUAUUUUUAUUCUGCUGAUUAUCGGAGCGUUAAUUUCUUACCAAGUCUGACAAAAUUAUAUUCACGAUUGCUGUUCUUUCUUGAUGUUAUUUUUGCUGCCAGGGUCGGUUAUUUUCCAACAAAGGACAAUUUGUGGAUCCUGUUGAUUUCUUGAAGUUACUCUGUAGAAUGGGGGUCCCGUUUAUCAACAAUAAACUAUGUUUUGUCCUGUACUGCACUACGGCCACCAGGGACAGGGACACCCAUUCACCACUUCUCUUCUCAUUUUUCAACCUGUAACGUUAUAAUAUUAUAAUUUAUUUCUCCUCAGCAGGUCAUUUGUCAUCAACCACCGAUUGAUGAAAAAUCUGUACAGGCCCAGAAGCUGCCGCUUACUACCGCUUUAUUUUUAUCAGGUCAUUUUCCAGAAAGUAAAGGUGGCAACCACAGCAAUGGUGAAAGAUACGUUAGUGCGUGAAUUGGCACGUCUGUAGUGACCCAAACAUUGGCAGUUAUAAGGACAAAGUGCAAUAGUGGCACAUUUC